AUGUCUUCUACCGGCCACAAACAGCUUCCCAGUACCUACAAGGGGCUUCUCUUCACCUCAGCAUCUGUGCAGCCAGAGGUAACAUCGAUACCCACCCCCCAAGUCGAUGUAGGCUCCAUCAUUGUGAGGCCGCUGUACAGCUGGGUAGCAGCCUACGCCGACGAGAUCUACACCAACGGCAACCCGCGAGGCAUGAACUUGCAGUUCCCCAUUGUCGGUGGCGCCAACGCCAUCGGCCGCGUUGCAGCUGUCCCAGCCGACGCCGCCAGCCUCAAGGUUGGCGAUCUCGUGACCAUCGAGCCCCUGAUCCGAGCACGCGAUGAUCCAGAAUCCAAGUUUUUGCUUGCAAUGCUGUCCGGCUUUACAUCGGGCGCCCAGAAGAUGUCAGCCGAUGUCUAUCACCACGGCACCUGGGCUGAGCUGGUCAAGGUGCCUCUCGAGAAUGUGCACCGUUUCGAUGAGGCCGCCCUCCAGCGACAGGGCGUGACGCCCCGCGAUUUGGGGUUCUUCGGGCAGCUUGCUGUCCCGUAUGGUGGCCUACGCGACGUGAACCUUACCGCUGGUGAAACCGUCCUCAUCACGGCUGCGACGGGCAAUUUCGGAGGCGGCGCUGUGCAUGUCGCGCUCGCAAUGGGCGCAAGCGUUAUAGCCAUGGGUCGCAACGAAGCCAUCCUCAGCGAGCUGAAGAAGCUGGCGCCUGGAAGGGUCGAGACGGUCCAGCUCAGCGGAAGCUUCGAGUCAGACGUCGCCGCCCUGGAGAAAUUCGGACCCGUCGACGUCUUCCUCGACUUCACCCCGCCCCAAGCGACGAACACCGAUCACAUCCGCGCCGGCAUCAUGUCUGUGCGUCACGGUGGGAGGGUUAGCCUUAUGGGCGGCAUUCAGGAACUGACUGUACCGUACAUUCUGAUCAUGCUGAAGGGCCUCACGCUGAAGGGAACGAUGAUGUACACGCGCGCACAAGCCCAGGACCUGAUCAAGAUGAUCGAGACGGGUGUCUUGAAGCUGGGAGAGAAGGCAGGCCUCAAGGUUAAAGGCGUGUUCAGCCUCAGGGAUGGAGAGAAAGCUAUCGAGGUAGCUGGGAAGGAGGCUGGGGCUGGUCGGGCUGUGUUCAUUGCCCCGAACGAUGAGUAA
This is a messenger RNA of Anthostomella pinea, 1134 nucleotides long. NCBI's taxonomy places the organism in Eukaryota, Fungi, Ascomycota, Sordariomycetes, Xylariales, Xylariaceae. The record is from the annotation of a GenBank genome assembly.